AUGAAUGAAGGGUCUGAUCCAAUUGAUAUUUAUGAUAAACUCACUGAUAAAAUCAAUGUUCAACUAAUAGAAAACGGUGCAUUUUAUCCUUCAGAUAAUCCGGGAAAUCGCAAGUCUCAACCACUAUGGUGGGACGAAGAGUGCGAUGAAUUAAUUGAGAGACGUAGGUUGGCUAGAGGAGAGUUUCUCCUGAACCAAAAUCUGGCUUCAAGGGAACACUAUAGGAGAAUAGAUAAUGAGGUUAAAAGAGGAUUGAGAAAAAAAAAGUCACAAUCGUUUAAAAAGUUUUGUGGAAGUAUUGAUCCUUCCAUGGGACUCUCAAAAAUUUGGAAGACGGUUAGGUCCUUUUCGAACAGAAACGCCCCUCUCACCUCUAAUGUAUGCAACGACCCUGAAUCAGAGGUUUUUCAGGCUCUUCAGGAAGACUUAGUAAAGCCUCAGAUAGAGGCAUUUGAACUACCGAUGAGAACAGAAGUAGAUGAGGAAGAUCCUUUGAAUCGUCCGUUUUCUGAAAGAGAGUUUUCUUCUUCUCUUUUAUUAUGUAAAAAUGAGACCACCCCUGGACUUGACGAUAUUUCUUAUUCGACUAUUAAAAAAUUACCUAAAGAGGUUCGUGAUCUUAUUCUUAAAAUAUUUAACAGGUUCUUUAUGGAAUCUCGAUUUCCGCCUCAAUGGAGAAAUACAAAAGUGAUUUUUGUCCCCAAACCUGCUGGAAAGGGAUUUAGACCAAUAUCAUUAACAUCCAACCUUUGCAAACUUUUUGAACGCCUUGUUCAUAGACGCUUAGAGUUUCAAUCAGAAAGUAAGAACUGGAUACCAGAUAUCCAGUUUGGAUUUAGGAGAGGAAGGUCCUCGCUCGAUUGUGUCUCAACCCUUGUCACAGAUAUUUCGGAUGGUUUUCUGGAAAAUAGGGGUACUUUGGCUUUGGCGCUUGAUGUUAAGGGUGCUUUCAGCAAUCUGCUGCCGCAAGCAAUAUAUGAUAGGCUGCUGGAGUUGGGAGUAUCGGAAAGAAUUCAGAACUUUGUAUCCUUUAUUACCUCCAAGAAGAAUUUAUUCUUUCGUUCCUUAAAUGAUGGAUAUAGGAUAUCUGGUAUUGGGGUUCCUCAGGGUGGUGUUCUUUCUCCCUUGUUGUUUAACCUUGCCUUAAUCAAGAUCCAAUCGAAACUCCCUGUUGGAGUAAGAAUUGCGAUGUAUGCAGAUGACAUACUGAUUUAUGUAAGAUUUCGAGUAAUUUCUGAUGCCUUGGAGCUUUUAAGAAGCUCGAUCGAAUCCUUAACUCCAUGGCUCUCAGAUAUGGGUCUAUCAAUUUCAGUUCCAAAAACUCAAGUAUGUGUAUUCUCACGAUUUCAGGAAAGAUAUGAAGACUCAUUCUUACUAAUUGAUAAUUUUGAGAUUCCCGUAGAGGAAUCUCUGUUAUAUCUUGGCAUCCUAUUGGACCGUAAGUUGUCGUGGCAAAAACACAUAAAACGUGUGGCUCAAAUGGCUGACAGAUCUAUUAACAUCCUUAGAGCGAUUGCUAGGAUCACUUGGGGAGCUAACCCUGCCUCCCUGCUUAUGGUCUACAGGGGGUUGAUCCGAGCUCACUUAGAGUGGGGCUGCCAACUGUUUAUGGUUGCUGCUGAAUGUUACUUGGUCAUCUUGGAUCGUGUCCAGAACUCGGCAAUGAGAGUCAUACUGGGAUGUAUGAGUACAACUCCUCGUAAUUUUCUGCUGGCUGAAUUAAAUGAACCUCCUCUGUCCUUACGACGUUCCAUGCUCUCAGAGAGAUUCAUAAUUCGAAACUAUUCAUGGAGAACGAAUAUUCUGAUCCUUAAGUUACAGGUUUUGGUUGGUAAGCUCAAGAGGAAAAAGAAGCUUCGAAAAUAUCAGAACAGAUUUCCACUGAUUUAUGCAUAUUCACGUGUUGUGAAUCUGUCACAAAACCCUACCAAAUCAAAUAAACCAGGUCGUCUGGACUUUACCUGGCGAGAACUAACUAGUCCUGUCCACGUUGACCUUGAUACUGGAAAGGAGUUAAAAAAUAAUUCAAAUCCUAAUUCUAAGUUGAAUUCCCACCUAAGAGAUAAUUUCUUGGAUUACUCUGUGUUUUACACGGAUGGCUCAAGAUCUAUUGAAAAUGGCAGGUCAAGUUGCAGCUUUGUUCUUCCUCCUAAUGUGGAGUUUGGAGUACGUCUAAAUGACUUCUCUUCAUCCUCUACAUGUGAGGCCUAUGCAAUAUUAUCUUCACUUAAAUAUAUCUAUUCGCAUGAUAUUGAUAAGGCUCUGAUUAUUUCUGAUGCGCGUAGAAUCCUAACGGAUAUAAGUGAUCGAAUGGGCAAUCCAAAUCUGCAUCAAUUAAUUCAUGGUAUCGUGCAGAUGGUUGGGAAGAUUGAGGAUGAAGGACGUUCACUGUCUUUUUUGUGGGUCCCUGCGCAUGUAGGAAUUGUAGGAAAUGAGUUAGCUGGUAGUGUCGCAAAAAAUGCCUUAUACUUUGAAUUCGGUAAAUUCCAUGGUAUUCCAUGUAGAGACUUGACCGAAAUGGUCCGCGACGAAACCAGAAAUUGGCAUCGAAGUAGUUGGCCUCCGUGUUCUAGAUCAACGUCAAAUAAUGUUUAUUUCAGGAAAAUAGGAGUGAAGACUCCACGUCCAUGGUUUGAUAAGUUUGCAGCACCCCGUGGAUAUAUUAACCUAAUAACUCGAUUAAGAAGUUGCCAUACUUGUACGAGUGACCACUUUUUGCGUAUGGGGUGGCAUGUGGAUACUCAGUGCGUUUGUGGGGUUGGGCAGAAAAACCUCUUACACUACUUGAGGGAUUGCCCCGUUCUCUCUCCGGGAAGACCUGCUCUUUUUCAAUACCUAAAUACAAGAAUUGUAAACUUUUCCUCGGCAGUGCCGGAUCUAUCUCAAAUAAUUUAUGACCCUGAUAUACAGGUUGUACGCAACUUAGGGAAAUUUUUUGAGAAAGGAAAUAUAACCCUAUAA
Messenger RNA from Leptopilina boulardi, 2961 nucleotides. RefSeq lists its product as uncharacterized. Bases 1 to 2961 code for a protein of 986 amino acids. The record is from RefSeq and is a predicted model, not a curated record. Gene Ontology annotation, molecular function: nucleic acid binding; RNA-DNA hybrid ribonuclease activity. The transcript has a single exon. NCBI's taxonomy places the organism in Eukaryota, Metazoa, Arthropoda, Insecta, Hymenoptera, Figitidae.